Messenger RNA from [Torrubiella] hemipterigena, 813 nucleotides. NCBI's taxonomy places the organism in Eukaryota, Fungi, Ascomycota, Sordariomycetes, Hypocreales, Clavicipitaceae. The record is from the annotation of a GenBank genome assembly.
AUGAACCAUCACACAAUAGCGUGCUCACGCGCGCUCCUCGCCCGCACCCCGACACAUCUUCUUGCGCAGCAAAGCGCCUCACCGCUGCGAGCCUUCUCUACAACAUCCUCCCUCGCCACAAAAUCCAUCAAGACGCACCGCCUGCCCGCGCAAUUCAUCCCCCCUUACCCAUACGGCGAGCGCCGCAUCUUCAAGCAGUCGAACCGGGGCCUGUAUGGCAAUGCCCGCAUCCGUUUUGGCAAUGUCGUGGCUGAAAAGUACAAGAACAAGACCAGACGAUACUGGCGCCCCAAUGUCCACCGCAAGACCUUCUUCGUGCCGGCGCUCGGCGCAAACGUCAAGGUCCGUCUGACCCUGCGCGUGCUCAAGACGAUCCGUCGCGAGGGCGGCCUGGACAACUACCUGCUCAAGUCGAAGACGGCACGCCUCAAGGAGCUGGGCCCAGGCGGAUGGAACCUCCGCUGGCUGCUGAUGCAGACGCGCGAGGUGCAGGAGCGAUUCAACAAGGAGCGCGUGGCGCUGGGCCUUGAGCCCCGUCCCAUUGAGGACAAGAGCGAUAUUGUUAGCCUGAUGCUCGACUAUGCCACCCCGGGUAACCUCAGCUUGAAGAGCAAGCAUACAAUUGCUGAGAUGCAGUAUGCGCUUUCCGGCGAGUUUGUCCUCGGUGACGAGGACCUUGCCGAUGUGGAGGGCGUCGAGGAACUUUCUGAUGAAGAGGAGGCUAGAUUGAUUGCCGAGUUGGAAAGCAAUGGAGCGCUUGGUCUUGAAGACGGCGUCACAGAACCUGUCAAGACAAAGGAAACUACUGUAUGA